Messenger RNA from Malurus melanocephalus (red-backed fairy wren), 4826 nucleotides. It is a transcript of the gene DCX, whose product is annotated as doublecortin. The transcript has 7 exons. The record is from RefSeq and is a predicted model, not a curated record. Gene Ontology annotation, molecular function: microtubule binding. NCBI's taxonomy places the organism in Eukaryota, Metazoa, Chordata, Aves, Passeriformes, Maluridae. Gene Ontology annotation, biological process: retina development in camera-type eye; photoreceptor cell development; axoneme assembly. The coding region runs from base 111 to 1208 and encodes 365 amino acids. Gene Ontology annotation, cellular component: axoneme; neuron projection.
UCUUGCUUGGAGCUCAGACAACAAAGGCAGAGUGAGCCCGGUUUUCUUUCUCUCAGCAUCUCCACCCUGCGCGCUGCAAACCGCUUCAGAUCUUUAGGGCUCACCAAACUAUGGAACUUGAUUUUGGACACUUUGACGAAAGAGACAAGGCGUCCAGAAACAUGCGAGGCACACGGAUGAACGGCUUGCCCAGCCCCACGCACAGCGCUCACUGUAGCUUCUACAGAACCCGGACCUUACAGGCGCUGAGUAACGAGAAGAAAGCCAAGAAGGUGCGUUUCUAUCGCAACGGGGACCGCUACUUCAAGGGGAUUGUAUACGCCGUGUCCUCCGACCGCUUCCGAAGUUUUGACGCCCUCCUGGCGGACCUGACCCGGUCCCUGUCCGACAACAUUAACCUGCCUCAGGGAGUGCGGUACAUUUACACCAUCGAUGGCUCGCGGAAGAUCGGCAGCAUGGACGAGCUGGAGGAAGGGGAGAGCUACGUCUGCUCRUCCGACAACUUCUUCAAGAAGGUGGAAUACACCAAGAAUGUCAACCCCAACUGGUCUGUCAACGUCAAGACCUCUGCCAACCAGAAAGCACCUCAGUCCCUGGCCAGCAGCAACAGYGCCCAGGCCAAGGAGAACAAGGAUUUCGUGCGCCCCAAGCUGGUGACCAUCAUCCGCAGCGGGGUCAAACCCCGCAAGGCYGUGCGCGUGCUCCUCAACAAGAAAACAGCCCACUCCUUCGAGCAGGUCCUCACUGACAUCACUGAGGCUAUCAAACUGGAGACAGGGGUGGUCAAAAAGCUCUACACCUUGGAUGGGAAGCAGGUGACCUGUCUCCACGAUUUCUUUGGGGAUGAUGAUGUGUUUAUCGCCUGUGGUCCAGAAAAAUUCCGCUAUGCACAGGAUGACUUUUCYCUGGAUGAAAGCGAGUGCCGGGUGAUGAAGGGGAGCCCAGCAGGUGCCACGGGCAGCAAAUCCUCCCCCACCCCUCAGAAGAGCUCAGCCAAGAGCCCCGCGCCCAUGCGCCGCAGCAAGUCCCCGGCCGAUUCAGGUAACCACCAAGAUGCGAACGGGACCUCGAGCAGUCAGCUGUCCACCCCCAAAUCCAAGCAGUCCCCGAUCUCCACGCCCACCAGCCCAGGGAGCCUCCGUAAGCACAAGGACUUGUACCUGCCUCUGUCUUUGGAUGACUCGGAUUCCCUGGGCGAUUCCAUGUAGGGUGACACGGAGCUCAAUGUCCAUAUUGCGUUUGGGAUACAGCAAAGGAACUUCUGCCGAAACAAGCAGAUAGGUGACUGGUGCUUUCAAGUCAAAGGACACACAGUUAAAUGUCGUUUUUGUUCUGUGAUUUAUCCUCUCUGUGCCACAAACCAACACCUACCAGUCUAUAGAGAUAGAGGGAUACCAUUCUUUCUAAGUUACAGGGAUGCAAGAUGGGCAUUGGGAGAAAUUUGGGGCCGACGUGCCACCGAUCCUGUGCRUUUCCCAUUUUCUUCUGUUUUUUCUUCUUCUGCUGCAACCAUGUGAUUUUCCUAGUGACAGUAGAGUAGCUCCCCUGGAGGUGUGCAGAUGGAUCCCUGGCUGAGCAGUUUGCAAGCUGGAGCGGGGCAGAUGAUGUUCUCCACCAGUGCAAACUGCCAGCCUUUGCCAGCUUUUCCUCCACAGCCCCAAUUCUGGCACCUGCAUUMUCACCAGUCUUGCUUUUCUUGUGGAGGGCAGGAAGGGACAUGAUUUUCUAGUUUGAUGCUUAACAUGCCAGCAGAAGCUUGGGUGAGAUUAGGAAUGAUCAUGUAAGAUGCUAAGUAAGGUUAGUAUGAUAAUUCAAAUUAUUCAAUUUUUUUGGGGGGGUUUGUUUGGGUUUUUUUUCACAAUCAAGCAAAAAAGUCAUAAAUCAGCUGAGUUAUCUGGAGUAGAACACCUUCCACAUGCAAUCCAAGGAUGCUGCUAGCUGGUAACAAAUAUUUAUACCUCCCCUAUGGUAUCUCUCUAUCUCUGUUUGUAACAGUAAUGCCUUGUGAACAGCCAACACUGAAAACACUGUGAGAAUUUGUUUUCAGGUUUGACACCCUAUAGGUCACUUUUUAUAGCAAAAAAUCAAUACACUUUUUAUAAAGGAAAACCUUGUAUCUGUGUUUUGGGAGUAAGGAUUCAAGCUCCUUCUUUUUUAUAAAAGCUGGUGAUUUUCUUUUGUUUAAAAAACACGUUCAGAAAAAAAAAAGUACAAAAAAAAACCAACCACACUGCAGAACAAUAAUAACAGCAACUCAGUUUAGAAAUCUUGCCAUCACUGCCAAAACAGACACAUGUAGGGGGGAAAAAAUGGUCAAUUCAAAAUAUUGAAUGUUUUGAUAGUUUUUGUAAUGUUUAAGACUACGUAUUUGGUUUUUUACACUUCAGUAUUCCUAACUAUGGCCAGAUUCUCUACUUAUAUAGCAAGAUAAAUUUUGUGGUGUUCUAAAACCCRUAUUUUAAGAAACUCUUCUAUCUGAGAAACACAAACUCUCUGUAUUUAGAGAAAGCUUUUGCUUUUAUUAAUCAGUAAUGCCUCCUCCAGAAUGCAAAGUUCAUCUCCUCAUGCAGGGCUGGUGGUUUUUACUGAGCUGAAGCUCUGUCCUAGGCCAGCUGGCAUCRCCUCCCUCCCUCAUGGAAUAAGCUUGGAUGAAACUGAUUCUUGCAGAAUUUUACCUGAAUGAAAUCUGUGCAAUCAAGUCUUUCUUUGUUGCUUUAUUUGCCUUUUUUUCAGCAUAGACACCUACUCCCUCUUGCCUUGCAAACCCCUUGUGAUUAGGAUGAAUUUUMCCCUUGUGAUGUUCGAUGCUCCACAAAUGCUGGGCUGUUCCCAAAGCCACUCCAYGUUUUGUUUGCUUGCAUUGCUGGGAUGAAACAAUCUGUGCAGGCUGCAUCUCUCGAGGCUCGUGUGAUCAUAUUUAUAAUGCAACUUGAAAAAAAAAAAAAAAUUAUCAGAGAGAGGCCAGGAUUGGGAAUUGUCAAGGGGUCAGAGUUAUCAUGCACCAAAUUUGCACCCAGUAGUCUUAGUGCAUGAUCAUUUACACCCAGAGUUUUGCACAAGAAACCAUUUGUUCUCACCGAUAACUUCAUUUAAUUGAAUAACUCUCUGACUGCUAAAUGGUCAUUUUAAAUAUUGUAAAUAGAAUCCUGGGGUUAGUUCAAAGGCUAAGGGCUCGUGUCGAGGRUUUGUGGGGGAAAGGUGUGGACAAAGCUUGGGUGCAGUAGGCAGUGCAGCUCUCAGCCCCUGGCACUGCUGAAUUUCGUGUCUGAAUGGGAGCAGGUCUCAGAGUAACCCUGUGCCUCAAUCUGUCUGUCUGUCCCUGCAGGGACAGCUCUGUUCUACCUCACUGGGGGUUGUGAGGCCAAAUGUUGGUUAACAUUUGUCAAGUGCUUUCAGAUCCUCUAACAGAAGGUGCUGAAAUAUUCUGGGUGCAGAUUUGGUUAUGGGUGCUAAUUUUUGGCUGUUUAAUCCUGUGAGUGCUACUGUAGACACUGGUCAUGAGCRAAAAGGACUUUUUAAAGUGUAAGGAUGUCAGAGGCCGUGAUUGUGCCGAUAACAGUAAUUAUUCAUCAGAGCUUUUGUCUUAGGAAAAGCUUUAGUGGGACGGAUAAUUUGACAAGCUUUUACCCUCUCCUCUGUUCUGUUGGUGGAAAUCUCAGAGUCCUUCCCUGAGUCUCUGCCUUUCCAGAGACCCUGAGCAAUAGCCAUGGAUGGRCUGGGGCCAUUCCUGUCCCAGUCAGGGUCAGCCUGUCCUGCCACCUUUCCUCAGAUAAACCAGGAGAGCAGCCAUGCAAUCCCAUCCAGGUUCUCCAGCUGCUCAGGGCAGGAGACUCACCACAGAUGCACCAGGAAACCCCAAUCUUUGCUAUUCUGCACUGCUCCUUGCAGCCUGAGCUGCUGGAGCUGCUGGUGGAAGGAAAGGAGGCUGGGUGAUGCUUUCACUCAGUGUCUGUGAGUGCAGGAUCCCAAGGGAUGAAGGAUCCUUUGUUUGGAUGAUGUUGAAGUAGCUGUUGAGGAGGGGUUCCCUUCCUUCCUGCCAAAAACUGGGUUUGGUUAUUUGAAGAUUUCCACUUUUCCUGGUGGAGCAUCACUAAGGAAUYGCUGAGCUCUUCCUCCUGAGCUGCACCUGGUGGCACAUCUAAAACCUGAUCCUGCCAGCUCUCCCUUGGGAGUGCAGCUUUGUCUGCAUGARCAUCAUCCUGUGGUGGGGCUGAGCCCAGCAAUUCCUUCAGGGAAUUGGGGGGACCUUGAAAAGCCCUAAAAGUAUUUUAUAAAAAAUUGUUCCRUGGGGAAAAUAGCCAUUCAAACCAGCAGAAGCCACAAAGAAAACAGGGUAUGAGGUCAAACUCCCAAGUUUUAAGAAGCAAUUUUCCAGGUAGAAAUGCCUGGGCASUAGAAGUCAGUGAGCAUUUCAGCUGUAGCAUAGAGUGAGUCUGUAUUAAUGCCAAUAUUGCAUGAGUUCUUGUACAGAAAUGCAUGUGGAAUGUUACAUACAUUCAAAACUCGUURCCUUUGGCUUUGUAGGAUCCCUCAUAUAGAUUUGAAUACGAAGAGAAACAGUGCACAGGCAUCAGACCUUAGUUAUUUAAAUAAAAGAACUGCCCUGAUUCAGGAAAGACCUGAAAAGCCUAAAUUUUAGCACGUGCUCUACUCUUGUUGGCUUUUCAUGAGAUGGAGCUUGGGUUUGGUCAGAAAGCUUUCCUGAACUGCUGUGAAUUUGUAAUUAUUUUCAAUAUACUACAGCAAUUCCAGACCCUGUGAGAUCCUGGAGCAUAUGAUAAUAAUUCCACUAUAUACUCCAGAGUUCACCUUUCAUUUUUUAAUCU